AUGUUCGACAUCGUGUUCCACUUUGUGUCUUACCUCCUCCACGGCUUAUUCCACGUUCUUUGCCUCUUCAAGAAACGUCGGAAUGUCUCCGAGAAGUCUCUCCUGAAGCGGCUUCACAAACCGGGAAAGAUCUUGACUGCCCCGAUCUUGGCGCAACUCCAAUCAGUCUUCAAGCAUGAUCGUAAGAUCUGGUUCGACGAUUUCCAAUUCCCUUGGCAUCCCGACCGAAAAUUUGGACCAGCAAAGGUAGCAGAACUGCUGAUGAAAAUCAAGGAAGUAGGAGAUGAGCGGGUGAUCGUUCUAGUAUCAGCAUAG
Penicillium cosmopolitanum is the source of this 315-nucleotide messenger RNA. RefSeq lists its product as uncharacterized. The record is from RefSeq and is a predicted model, not a curated record. The transcript is spliced from 2 exons. NCBI's taxonomy places the organism in Eukaryota, Fungi, Ascomycota, Eurotiomycetes, Eurotiales, Aspergillaceae. Bases 1 to 315 code for a protein of 104 amino acids.